Messenger RNA from Pyrus x bretschneideri (Chinese white pear), 1151 nucleotides. Its product is annotated as chaperonin 60 subunit alpha 1, chloroplastic-like. Bases 371 to 805 code for a protein of 144 amino acids. The record is from RefSeq and is a predicted model, not a curated record. NCBI's taxonomy places the organism in Eukaryota, Viridiplantae, Streptophyta, Magnoliopsida, Rosales, Rosaceae. The transcript is spliced from 2 exons.
AUGAACUUUUCAAUUUUCCAAUCCUACCCUUCCCUUUCUCACCCUGUCUUCCCCAUUUUUCCCAGAACCCACCUUUGGCUUCCUUUCGAGACUUCUCUCUCACUCUCACUUCCCUUCUCUGUUUCAGAAAAAUCCUUCAGGUGUGAUGCCAUCCCUUAAAAAAAAAAAAAAAAAAAAAACCUUUAUAUUUUAAGCAAGUCUUUCCUUUUUCCUUGUUCAUUUAAUUGUUUUCUAUUAUUAUACAAAUCCUAAAACUUGACGAAAAGAUUGGAGCUUUCAGCUUGCUACGCCAGAUCUGAAAGAAGCCAUCCUUCCUCCCAGAGAUCUCUCUCGUUCUCCAGGUCGCGUUCUUUGGCUCGGCGUCCUUCCUAUGCUUCUUGUCAUGAGUGGUGCUUGUCGGCUGACUGUGGGUCGGAGGAUCCAUGAGUAUAUGAUGAAGGUGGGAUUAACGGGGAAUUCGCAGGUUACGAAUGCACAGCUGAUCUUGAAGCAUGGUGGUGCUGCUAGUGCCAUAGCAAGUAAAGCAUUGGUGCUUGAGAGUUUGCGAAGUGGGGUGAAUCAGCAACAAAACAGUAGGGUGAAUUACAUGCAAUCAAGACUUUGUUCUGUUAUGAAAUCCUCUGCAAAAGAAAUUGCUUUUGAUCAGCAUUUUCAACAUGCACUACAAGGUGGACUUGACAAGCUUGCGGGUGUUAUUGGCCUUACUUUUGGUCCUAGGGGAAGGAAUGUUGUGAAUGAGGGAGUCAAAUUUGGCAGAGCUAUUGAGUUACCGCACGACGUUGGAACUACCAUUGAGCGGUUUUGAUGUUGGACAGAGGGCAGUGGUUGCAGUUGAAUUGAAAACAUGCCUUUUCACAAGGUUUAAAGUCUAUAAAAGGAGCUGAGCUCCCUGAAUUGUAGUAGAUCAGAAUUUACAAACAGAAAUACAAAACCCAAAAAAAUAUUGGAGCCCUGCUCCCUUCUAGCCUUCUCCAUUUGCCAUUUCUAUUGCUGCUUGCAGGUUGAAUAGGGUCCUGAGAUUUGUGAUCCUAUCAUGUGAACUCUGCUUCUGAUUUAUCUUAGGGUUUAGGUAUAUAUUCUGCAGUGAAAAGGCGUGACCUUGAACCUCCCCUUGCAUCCAAGAGUUUGACCUUUUUAGGUUAUUACAAAUA